ACAAACACCAUCACCAGCGCUCGCGGUGCAGCUGGAAAUGUUAAUUUUGCUGCUGUUUUCAGCCGUUUUCAUCGUGGAAACUGCACAAAUUACCAAGGACAAAGAUGCGGCCGCAUCGAACCAAUCGUCCACCUUUAACCCGCUCAGCCCGCUGGUAAAGUGUUCCUUCCUGCCGCCCGAAUUUAUGGACUGCGAUGAGCCGAUCAAUUUGAAGGGAAACCGUACCGCCCGGGAUGCGGGCGCUAAUGGGUGCGUAAAGUUUGGCGGUGUGUACUACGACGAGGUGGAGGUAACGAAGGUCAACUGUAUUGUGUUUGAAAAUAUUGAAUGUUACGGAGCGCGCGAAUUUCUACGCGAUGGAAUACCGUGCCUGAAGUACACGGACCAUUACUUCGUUACGACGCUGCUGUACAGUAUACUGCUCGGAUUUCUCGGCAUGGAUCGGUUCUGCCUUGGGCAGACGGGAACGGCGGUCGGAAAGCUGCUGACGUUGGGCGGUGUCGGCAUCUGGUGGAUCGUGGACAUUGUGCUGCUGAUCACGAACAACUUACUGCCCGAGGAUGGUAGCAAUUGGAAUACGAAGGUGUGAAGGGA
Messenger RNA from Anopheles maculipalpis, 594 nucleotides. It is a transcript of the gene amrt, whose product is annotated as TM2 domain-containing protein CG11103. The coding region runs from base 38 to 589 and encodes 183 amino acids. NCBI's taxonomy places the organism in Eukaryota, Metazoa, Arthropoda, Insecta, Diptera, Culicidae. The transcript has a single exon. The record is from RefSeq and is a predicted model, not a curated record.